Messenger RNA from Candidozyma duobushaemuli, 1281 nucleotides. RefSeq names its product tRNA:m4X modification enzyme. Lineage: Eukaryota; Fungi; Ascomycota; Pichiomycetes; Serinales; Metschnikowiaceae. The transcript has a single exon. The record is from RefSeq and is a predicted model, not a curated record. Gene Ontology annotation, biological process: tRNA methylation. Bases 1 to 1281 code for a protein of 426 amino acids.
AUGAGCUCAACUGAGGUGGCCACAGGGCAGACGCCCAAAAGACAGAAAAGAGCCAAGAAAGAGAAGAAGGUUUCGCCCAACAGGUGUGAAUACUUCUUGGAGCAAAAGAAGCGCCAGUGUGCCAUGCAGCGAAAGAAGGGCCACAAGUUCUGCUCUGAGCAUAUGGUGCACGAUGAUUCCACUACAGCUUCUGAGGUCAAGGGUGAGAGAGUUCCUUGUCCGCUAGAUCCGAAGCAUACCGUAUGGCUUCACGACUUGGAGUUUCAUUUGAAGAAAUGCAACGCCAAACCCAAGGAGAAGCAUGACCCUUGGUACGUGAAGAACUAUAAUACGAAGUACGGAGACGAGGAGGUGGAGAAAAGCGACGUCAAACUGCCUGGUCCCGAGGAUUUCCAAAAGGUAAUUCCCAUCAUCAAAGCUUAUCAAGAAAGACACAGUCCUCUUCGUCAUAAGAACAGUUCUCAUCCCGGCUUGGAUUCCUGGCUCGAUGGAAAAGAGAACCAGAAGCAUAUAAUCCAGCAGCUGUCUUUGGUGGGAAACAUGAAGGAGAAUGGACUUCUCUCCACCUCGGCUUUCUAUAUGGAAUUUGGAUGCGGCAAGGCCGAAUUGUCCAGGGCGGUCAAUGCAUGCAAUAUCCAUGAUUCCAAAGAGCUCCAAGAAAGCUAUGGUUUUGGGCUCAUAGACAGAGGCACUAACCGUAUGAAGAUGGAUAGCAAGAUUAUCAAGGACUGCGAGGAAAUGAAGAUCGAGCAGAUGCCAAAGAUUAAGCGAUCUAGAAUAGACAUUGAGCAUCUUCAUCUCGACAAUUUCCUCGAGAGCGAGAAACCACAGGAGGUCGUUUGCAUUUCCAAGCACCUCUGUGGAGUUGCUACAGAUCUUACACUCAAGCUGCUCUUGCAUUCAUCGCUUCUACAAAACGGCAACUUUCACGGAUUACUAGUGGCUAUGUGCUGCCGUCAUAUAUGUCACUACAACCAGUUACUCCCUGACUCAAGAAGCUAUCUUGCAGAGAGUGGGAUCACCAACGAACAAGAUUUCAUCACUCUCAGAAGAAUUGUUACCUGGGCAGUCUGUGGAAAAAGAGAAGAUGGUCCUAACGAUGAUACUACGCUACUGGCUAGCGAAAAGGAAAGCCUAGGACUCGCUGCAAGAAGAAUGAUAGACGAGAGCAGGGUCUACGCUGCUCAAAAGGCCAUGCCUGGUUACAACGUGGAGCUCUUCACGUACACAGACAAGGCCAUCACGUUGGAGAAUUCGUGCAUCUGCAUUACAAAAAAGUAA